Molecule: messenger RNA, 813 nt
Organism: Lactuca sativa (garden lettuce)
Lineage: Eukaryota; Viridiplantae; Streptophyta; Magnoliopsida; Asterales; Asteraceae
Source: RefSeq, a predicted model, not a curated record
AUGGCCUUAGAAGAUAUAGUGAAGAGUCUUGCCACGAGCACCCAAGCAUUCCAGACCGUAACUAGAGCUAGUAUCAAGAAUCUGGAGCAACAAGUAAAGACAUUUGAAGACCCAAGCUCAUCUGAACUAGAAAACAAAGAUGAAGAAGAGUUUGAAGAGGUUCUGAUAGAAGAAGGAGAUGUGGAAGGGAUAGAAAAAGAAGCUGAAGCUGAAGAGUUUGAAGAGGUGUUGGUUGAAGAAGAAUCUGAAAAUCUGGAAGAAAAAGAAACUCCAACACUACCCAAGCCAAUUCUGAAGGAGUACAAGCCAUUACCUCCAUUACCAUCAAGACUGAAGAGUACGAAGCGCGAAAGAGAUGAUGAAUAUAUUAUGGUAAUUCUUCGCAAGGCUAAGGUAAAUAUCCCACUUUUAGAUAUUAUCCAACAUAUCCCUCACUAUGCUAAGUUUCUUAAAAAUUUAUGCAAAUCAAAGAAAAAAAUGAAAUUUAAUGAGAUUGUAAAAGCUGGUGAAAAUAUCUCUUCUAUUUUACAAAAAGGUUUGCCUCCAAAGUGCAAGGAUCCGGGGAUUUUCUCAGUUCCUUGUAAAUUGGGGAAACUUAAUUUUCCAAAAGCCAUGCUUGAUUUAGGAGCUUCAGUUAAUGUCUUUCCCUAUUCUAUUUUUGAAAAAUUAAAAUUGGGAUCUUUGCAAAAGACCGGGACCACCAUCCAGUUGGUGGAUCAUUCAACAGUACACCCAAAAGGUGUGCUUGAGGAUGUUCUUGUCCAAGUGGGUGAGCUUAUUUUUCCCGUUGAUUUUUAUAUAUUGGACAUGUGA